GGCACAGUCUCUGCUGCCGCCGCAGGAGUCCCAUUCCCUCUGAUGGGAAUCCUCUUCGGUCAGCUCGUCGACGACUUGAACACUGCGAGCUGCGAUGCCAAGAGCCCCAGCGCGGACGAGGCUGCGCAAAUCCAGCACUCAAUCGAUAGCAAGGUGCUCGAGCUGACGUACAUCGGCAUUGCCAGCUUCGUCCUGAUCUACAUCUACAUUGUCUGCUGGAGCAUCUUCAGCCGCCGACUCGAAGCCCGUAUCCGAGACCGCUACUUUCAAGCACUCCUGCAACAGGAUGCAACCUUUUACGACAAGCGUCAAGCCGGUGAGCUGUCAUCGCGUCUCAAUGCCGAUGUACAGGCUGUCCAGUCUGGAACGUCAGAAAAGGUCGGCAUCUGCAUCGCCUGCACGUCCUUUUUCCUGACGGCCUACAUUGUGGCCUUUAUCAAGAACUGGAGACUUGCUGCCAUUCUUCUGUCCCUUAUCCCUGCCUUCUUCCUCAUGGCAGGGCUUGGAAGUGCCUUUACCGCAAAGUAUACCAGUGCCAUGUCUGAUGCAAUUGGCUCAGCGUCCUCCAUUGCUCAGGAAACUCUGUCGAAUAUUGCCGUUGUCCAAGCCUUUGGCGCUGGACCGCGUUUGGAGGCCAAAUUUUCUUCACACGUCAUGACAGCUCAGAAAAGGGGCAUAAAAAAAGCCUUUGCUGCGGCAGUUCAGGCCGGCACUCUCUACUUCAUCGCGUAUGCUGCAAAUGCAUUGUCUUUUUGGCAGGGAAGCCACCAGAUUGUCAACACCAUCGCCAAUCCCAAUGGCGUAUCAGUGGGAGAGAUUUAUACUGUCAUCUUCCUCCUUGUGGAUGCAUGUGUCGUUUUUGGCUCCAUUGCUCCCCUUCUGCCUCUCAUAGGGGGUGCGUCCACAGCAUUCCUAAAACUGCGACAAGACAUCGAAACUCCAGCCACAAUCAACUCCAGGUCGACUUCCGGCUUGAAACUUCCUGAUUCUGCCCCCGCCUCCAUUUCAUUCCGCGACGUCUCGUUCGCUUACGCCUCCAGGCCAGAUCAGGAUGUGCUUAAGAAUGUUUCGUUCGACUGUCCUGCUGGCAAGUAUACUGCGAUAGUUGGACUGUCUGGAAGUGGCAAGUCUACAGUGGCUGGUUUGACAACAAGAAUCUAUGAUCCUCGAAAUGGAAAAGUGCUGCUCGACGGACAUGAUUUGAAGGAUAUCAACGUGAAAAACUUGAGAAGCUUCAUCAGCUUGGUUCAACAAGAGCCGUCGCUGCUGGAUCGGUCAAUCUUGGAGAAUAUCGCAUUAGGUUUGUUCAACUCGCCGUGGCAGAAGCAUGAAAAGUUCCAAUCCAUCAUUCUGGGAAAUGGACUUGCCGAGGUAGCAGAAAAGGUUAGAGAUGGACAAGAUUUGACCACUGUCGCUCAGGCGUACGGCCCUGAUAUGGCCGAGCUCGUGGAAAUGAUUUGCCAAUCGGCCGCUCUAGCCGACGCAUCAAACUUCAUUCACAAGCUUGAAUAUGGAUAUGGAACCCUUGUUGGUUCAUCAGGAAAGCUUGUUAGUGGAGGACAACGCCAAAGGCUUGCGUUUUCUCGCGCUUUAAUCCGAGACCCAAAGAUUCUUCUCUUGGACGAAGCCACCGCAUCUCUUGAUUCAGCCAGCGAGCAGCGUAUUCAGACGGCAGUUGAGUCGAUAUCCAAGGGCCGAACCAUCAUUGCCAUUGCCCACCGGUUGUCCACUAUCAAAAACGCCGACAAUAUCAUCGUUAUGAAUAACGGCGAAAUCAUUGAGCAGGGCACGCAUUUAGAGCUCAUGGCCCUUGAUGGCUCAUAUGCUGGCAUGGUCCGUUUACAAAACCUGGCGUCCAAGGAACAUGACGACACACCAUCUCUUGAGCCUACAACCCUAAAAGAAGACGUACCAGGUGCUGCUUCAUCAACUGAGCAAGAACCUAGCCAGACGGCCGCCGAAGCAGAGGAUAAAUUACUGGAUGCCGAUCUGUCAGCUUGGAAAAUCAUCAAGAUGUUUGGCCUCAUGCUUCGCCCACACAUCCUGAUGCUCCUCCUUGCCGUUUUCUCCGCCGUCAUCGUCGGCGGUACCUUCUCCUCUGCUGGCGUCAUCUUUGGCAAUACUGUCGAGAAAGUCAGCCCCUGCAACUCAACUCAUCAAAUUCUAUGGGCUGGCAGGUUCUUCGGCGGCCUGUUCUUUAUGCUGGCCGUGGUUGAGCUGAUCGCCUACACGGGAAGCUGGUUCGGCUUUGGUUAUGUCGCAGAAAAGCUGCUCUACAACAUUCGCGUGCUCACCUUCCGCUCGCUCUAUGAACAAGAGCUAGACUGGCACCAGUCAGAGGGUCGUUCGCCAGCGUCAUUGCUCUCCAUCGUCACAGCAGACGCCGCCGCCGUCGGUGGAUUCAGCGGGUCGAUUAUGGGAACCAUGUUUUCCAUUGUGGUCAACUUUUUCAUCGCCAUUAUUCUUUCACAUAUAAUUGCCUGGAAAAUUGCCAUUGUGUGCUUGGUAACUGUCCCUAUCCUUUUAGGCUCGGGUAUCAUGCAAGUACGUUCCCUGUCUCGUUUUGAGCGCAAGCAUGCCGGAGCAUUUUCAAACGCUCUCGGUAUUACGGUCGAGGCUGUUACUUCGUACAAGACCGUGUCAUCGUUGGCUAUUGAAGAUGAAAUACUACACACAUAUCGUCGAGCUCUCAAGGCUCCUCAAAAGGAGAUGGCCCUGUCAAGUGUGUAUACCAACUUUUGGCUUGCCAUCGCCAACAGCAUCGGCAACCUCAUUUACGCCUUUGCGUACUGGUGGGGUUCAACAAGAAUCACAGAUGGAGAGUACAGCCAAGCUCAGUUCUUCAUCAUUCUCAUGGCCAUGCUUGUGAGUGCCCAGCUGUGGGGCCAGAUGUUCACGUUGGCUCCCGAGGUCUCGCGGGCCAGAGCAGCGGCAUCUAGAAUCCUGAGUCUCAUAAACCUUGGCUCUGCCAAGCGCCAGGGUGUGACAGAUUCCGGAAUUAGCAAUGCGUCACGCGGAGAGAAGGAUGUUGAAGCAGCACCAAACGCAAUUUCCAGCCGAGGGGUCAAGCCAGGCCAUGGUGGCGCCACCGUUACUUUCCGAGAUGUAUCCUUCGCAUAUCCUGCUCGGCCACAUAUCCAGAUUCUGAAGAACACAUCAUUCACGAUACCAGCUGGCCAGUUUUGUGGUCUCGUGGGUCCAUCGGGAGCGGGUAAAUCCACAAUCAUGUCACUUGUUCAGAGGAUGUAUCGCCCUACGAGAGGAACGGUCGAGAUUGAUGGAGUCGACAUCUGUGCUCGAGAAGGUGUGGACUUUCGCCAUGACAUUGCCGUAGUGCCACAAGACUGUGCCCUGUUUGAUGGAACCGUCAAGUUCAACGUGGGACUUGGUGCAGUGCCAGGUCACGAAGCCACCGACGCGGAGAUUGAAGAAGCCUGCAGGCUGGCCAAUAUCCAUGACACCAUCGUAGCACUACCGAACGGCUAUGACACGGAAUGCGGUCCCAACGGAUCUCGAUUGUCGGGAGGCCAGCGUCAACGGUUGGCUAUUGCCAGGGCGCUAGUCCGAAAACCACGGCUUCUGCUGCUCGACGAGAGCACCAGCGCCCUUGACGCAGAGAGCGAAAGGGCCCUGCAAGAAGGCCUGGAGCAGGCAGCCAGAGGCAUCACCGUCAUCGCCAUAACCCACAGGCUACACACCGUCCGCAAAGCUGACGUGAUCUUCGUCGUCGAGGCCGGGAAAGUGGUCGACAAAGGUCGUCACGAGGAACUUGUGGAGAGAAGUGAGUCGUAUAGGAUUAAUGCGCUGCAGCAGAUGCUGGGAUAG
Messenger RNA from Trichoderma atroviride IMI 206040, 3825 nucleotides. NCBI's taxonomy places the organism in Eukaryota, Fungi, Ascomycota, Sordariomycetes, Hypocreales, Hypocreaceae. The record is from RefSeq and is a predicted model, not a curated record.